This is a messenger RNA of Aphanomyces astaci, 871 nucleotides long. RefSeq lists its product as hypothetical. Gene Ontology annotation, molecular function: FMN binding. Bases 96 to 767 code for a protein of 223 amino acids. NCBI's taxonomy places the organism in Eukaryota, Oomycota, Saprolegniomycetes, Saprolegniales, Verrucalvaceae. The record is from RefSeq and is a predicted model, not a curated record. The transcript is spliced from 2 exons.
CUUGGUCAUAUAAAGUCACAUCAUAUCGAACGUUGCAUCACAUCAACAAACGUCCCCAAGCUAGCGCACAACGCCAUCUUCCGCCGUUCGAGCACAUGUGUCCGAGUCCAGACACGCCCGCGACGACGACAUCCGUCGCACCCUUGCUGCAUGGAGCCGCCCACUUUGACCCCGCUACAUGCAACGGGCGCACGUUGUACCAACUGCUCACGGGCGGCGUCGUGCCUCGGCCGAUUGCAUGGAUCAGCACCAUGAACCGAGCCGGGGUGACCAACCUCGCGCCGUUCUCGUUUUUCACAGUCGUGUCGAUUGAUCCGCCCAUCUUUGCCGUUACGCAGGUGUACCCUGGUCCCCAUCGCAAGAACAAGGACACCGUCGUGAACCUCAUCGACACGAACGAGUGCGUGGUGAAUGUCGUGAGCGAAGGUAUGGCCGCGACCAUGAACGCUACAUGCGCCGAGUACCCUCCCGGCACGAGCGAGAUGGACGUGUUGGGCGUCAAGGCGGUCGCGAGCUCAGUCGUGCGCGUGCCUGGCGUGGCGCGGUCCGCCGUGCGCUUUGAGUGCACACUGCGAGACACGAUGGACAUUGGCAACGGCCGCGUGAUGCUGCUGAAUGUGGUGCACAUUGCCGUGGACAAGGCGGUGCUGGGACCGGACGGCGCGUCGAUUGAUUCGACGCUCACGCACUUGGUUGGGCGGUUAGGCGGCGACGCGUACACCCGAACCAACGACCAGCUAACAAUCAAGCGACCCACGGCGCUGUAGGACGACUAGUAGGACUACUAGCCCAGUAGUAGUACUACUAGUACUAUUAAUAGUAUGCAUCACGUUCCCCUUAACGUGAUUAGAUAAACCCACCCACCUCCAUU